AAAACCACAUGCAAACUCGCGUCUAUUGACGUCCCAUAAUGCACCUACAUGAGCCUGUGACGUCACUUUGUAACAAAAUGGCGGUAGAUUUGCCACGGUUGUGAAUAGUAGAAUUUGUUAUUUUACGAGGGAAAACAGUGAUGUCGAUGGAUUUACAGGGUGAUCAAAAUGGAGGAGCCUAGGAGGUUACAAUUCACGACGAUCGGCCCCUCAAACCGAGAGAAAAAGAAGCAGGCUCCGUGUCAGACCAUACGUAUCAACCUUGAUCUCACCGAGGCCAACGACGAUUCUUGUCCUGAGUUUUCCUAUGUGGAAUUAUUGAAAAACGCCGUCGGUGAACCAAAGGAUGGUGAAAAUCUUCCAGAAACAGAGCCGGAUCCAUUCGGAGACUUCAAGGAGGAUGAUAAACUGGCAGAAAUUGCCAAAAAAUUUGAAGCAAAAUAUGGUCCAAAACCAGGCAAGGGGAAGAGGAAACACGAGAGAAUCCAGGACCUGGUGGAUUUGGGGGAGGGAUACGAUGAGACGGAUAACUUCAUCGACAACUCUGAAGCUUAUGAUGAAAUCGUACCUGCCUGCUUGACGACAAAACUGGGCGGGUUUUAUAUCAACUCUGGGGUGCUGGACUUCAGGGAAGUCUCUGACGAUUCUGAAGAUGCCUUCACAACUGUCAAUGGCUCGGCUAAGAAAAAGAGAAAAGCACAGAGAAUAACAUCAGAAUCUGAAUCAGAUGGAGAAGUAGUCUUGAAGAAAAAACGUGGCCCAAAGCCAAAGAAAAAAUUCCAGGAUGGAUUUGCAGGGAAAAAACGAAAGCGGCUCAGUGCUGAGGGAGAAAAGAUGUUUAAACGACCAAAAAAACCUAUUGAUAAGUGGAAGAGGAAGAAAAGAUCACCAACUGUGUCUGAACUCCUCAAACAACAUGCAGCAUCCACAUCGUCAUCUGUUAAUGGUACUGAGGGAUCAUCAGGGAUUACCAAUGCUUCAGGUGACCUCCACAAUGGGACAAACAUAGACUCUGCCAUCGAGUCAGUCGUAAGCCGUGUCCUGGAAGACAGCCAAUCAGAUGAGCGAUCCUCCCCAGAGAACCCAGAGACCGUGCCUAAACUGCCAGCAGGGUUAUCAGCUCGUUUGGAGGAGACCAUCACCAAACUCAAAAAGGCUGCCAAAGAUUCCAGGGAGGGGAAAUGCAGAUUUUUUACCCACGACGUCAACAGAAUGCUGUUGCUUGUUGAACAGGAGUCCCAGAAAGUCAGCUGUGGAACGAGGCAGAUCAUCUACAUACACCUGGCAGCUUAUCUCCCCUGCAGCAAAGAGACGCUCCUCAAGAGGGCCAAGAAACUCCGCCUGAACGAGAAUGAUGAUAAACUCAAGGAGCCAAUUCAGCGACUUCGAGAUGCAAUAAACUCCAUCAUGCCAGCUCAGUUGGAGCGCCAUGCUCAGGAGUGUCGCCUCGCUGCACAAGUCAGGCUGUUGGAGGGUAAAGAGCUGACCCGUGAGGACGCCUCGACGGAGAGUGAUGACGAGAAAAGUGCAUCUGAGGGGGAGAAGAAGAGACACAUGUCACCGAGGAGAAAGUUUGAGUGGAGUGCAGAGACAAGGGUUCUCUUAUGUGAAAUCGUUAGUAUUAAGAUGAAGACAUAUGACCUCUCUAAGCUCAGGACACAGUCGGCGGAGGAGUAUCUGAAAUCUUUCCUGGAUGCUGAAAUAAAACCCAUAUGGCCAAAAGGAUGGAUGCAGACAAGAAUGCUGUACAAGGAAAGUCGAACAGCACACGAUCCAUGGACAAACCCAGCUCGGCCAAAGAAAUCUGUGAUUAUAACCAAGGCAGCUGAUUCAGGGACAAGGAGUGCUGGGAACUCCCAGGAUGGAGCCCUUCAGAGGCCCACAGAAGUAGCCAGUAAGCUAGAGACGGGUCAUGCAGGGCCGAUAGCGUUGGUGAGUUCCACCGACGACAAAAUACAGCGCGAGUUAAAACCAGGACAUGUCGGGGCAUUAAUGUCUGAUCCGCCCAAAUGCCAGGUGUCCUCCACAAACAAAGGCAGCGCAUCCUUGGACAUUCCGACACUGUUAGACUAUGCUGGGGUGAGCAUUGGGUCCUCACAGCCCAAGGUUGCGGUGGACAGUACUGUGUCCUCUUCAAGGUUGGCUGUGGAUUUGGCUGUGAAGCCGGUCCGCAAACCCUCUGUGGUGGAUCUUACAUCACCCCCCAGCGCGUGGACAAAGCCUGAGGAGACAGACACGCAUAACAUAGCCAUGGAGAUCCUGAAAUCCAUGAGACAAUUACCUCAGGUGUCUCGUCCUCAUGACACCAAUCAGCCGGGUCCCAAGGCCAGUACCUCCAACAAACCAACCUCCACAGAGUCCUCCAACUCCAGCUUUCUGGCUCAGUUUAAAAAAUAUGCAAUUUCAGCCUUAUCAGAGCAGGACAAGAACAGCAUGUUAAAACCAGCAGUUAGUGUGUUACAGGAUUCUAAAGUAGCCACAAGCCCUCAAACUCCCAGCCCUAGCAGUAGUACUAAAACUGAACAGUCACAGAUGUGGACAAAAGGAAAGGCAGGGGAGAUAACUCCCGGGGCUGUGAGUUCUUCCGCACACUCAGUGCCACCCAAGCAGGUGUCUCCGAACCAGAGGGUGUCUCCACAGCAGGAAAAGGCACAUUCCAGCGAACGUAAACCAUCACCGUUCACGCUCCUGCACCAACAGCUCGAGCAGCAGCAGCAACAACAACAACAGCAAAAACAAAAGCCGCGCCAGCCAGACACCGUUGUGCGAUCCAAGGACCCUAUUCCCAGCAAGUCACAGCAGUCCAAAUCUCCUCAAGUGUCCCCUGUUGGUGGAGCCGACAAGGCAGCUUACCUGAGCAAGGAAGGGAAGCCGUCUCCUCACCCACAUCUGCUGAGUCAGCAAAUACAUCAGCAGAUACAGCAGAACUACCUCAGUAUGCUGCACAAAUCACACGGAGUGGGCCAGAGUAAGCCCCCACAACCUCCGAACUCUGCACAGGGAGCCAAGCACCAGUCCUUACUGGCUGCAGCCAUUUCAAACACUGGUGUUGUCAGUGAGGGCAGCCAUUCUCAGGGCAGCGUGCCUCGUAAGGCCAGUGCUCCUCCAGCCAGUCGUUACUCCCCUGGUGCAGCAACAUCGAUGGCCAGUAGCUCUCAGGACAGAUCUGUUAACAAAGCCCCUCCUCGCACCAGUCAUUCCAGCUCUCACCCUAACCAGACAAUGCACAAAACAUCUCUUCUGUCCCUCAAGAAAAAGCUGAUCUCAGAUACCCACACCAGCCAUGCUGCAACUGCUGCUGCUACCUCCAGCUCUCAGAUAAAAAGACCCGCAAAAUCUGCUGCCAUGGCUCACACUCUCACGGCAGCACAGAGUCAGGCAUCCAUGUUGGCAAGUCACUCAGCUGCCUGGAGUCUGCUGUCAUUCGCCAACUCCUCCACAACGCCGCCGACAGCACACUCCAGCAGUGCCCUGACGAACGCGGCUCUUACCUCUGCAUUCUCACCCCCUCUGGCCCAUGCACAGAUCCAGGGGAGUAGUCGCUCUUCCCCGAACUACCCUGUCUCAGUCCUGCCUGGUGGGAAGAAGACCCCCUCCCCCACCUCCAGUCUACAUCAUCAGAGCAGGUCACCGGAUAAUGGCAGGGCUGUGGUGUCCAGCACAGUUCCCUACAGCCAGGCCCAGUUGAGCCCCCGGAACACCCUCAGUCCCCGUGGGAGCCCCCUGGGUAGUCUGUUUGCUGGGCACAGUCUGCAUAGUCCAAACAGCCCCCACACAGCAGCCUCCCCGCACAGUAUAUAUCCACCUUUGCAUGGCAGUCCCUUACAGCACCCUUUUACCUUCAGCGAUAUGACCCAUUACAGAUUUCAAGAUUCCAAUAGGUCUCCUCAUGGCUAUUGAACGUUUCAUUGCGAUUGCUGCUGCGGGCUGUCUGGAAUCAUCGGUUUGUUGAGCACAGGAAGCCUGUGUGCCUAGAUACAAAUAGAGAGUACAAACACUGUGAGCCUUGAUGGAGAUAUUUAUUACUUGUUAUUGUUGUAUCUUUGUUUACCACCUCUCAUCUGUAUGAUACAGGACUUGUUCACGGUUGUCCUACAUGUAUAUUUAACCCUAAACAAUCAGGAGGUCAGCCUUUCUUUGUUGAUUUGACCAGGGCUUUUUGACUAAAAGCUUUCACUGGAGAGAUAAGAACUUACAGCAGCUUAAAAGCCCUGGUAGGAUUUUUGGUUUUCUGAUGAUAGAGUAGAUUUUAUCAACGAUAAUGUUUGAGUAACUGGUGCGUGACUGGAACGCUGUAUACGUAUCAGCAUAUACCUCAGUAUGUACAGAGAACGCUGGAGUUGACUCUAAGCAAUUAUCUGAUUAGGUCGUUCAUCUGUGGGUAUUCAGGAUCACCAGAAAACCUGUUGUGAUUGUGCUAAAGACAUC
This is a messenger RNA of Liolophura sinensis, 4428 nucleotides long. Its product is annotated as ubinuclein-2-like. The transcript has 17 exons. Gene Ontology annotation, biological process: chromatin organization. Bases 169 to 3900 code for a protein of 1243 amino acids. Gene Ontology annotation, cellular component: nucleus. The record is from RefSeq and is a predicted model, not a curated record. NCBI's taxonomy places the organism in Eukaryota, Metazoa, Mollusca, Polyplacophora, Chitonida, Chitonidae.